AUGCCAUCUCCAGCGAAUCCUCACCGGUCCUCUGUCCGCCUGGACAGCGCCAAGUCGACUCCUACGAAGAAUAAGCCUUUGGAUCUCGGUCCGCAGCUGGGUCCCUACGAUACAAACUCGGUUCGAGCAAAGAUCCGCAAAUGGCAGCAGCAAGGUGGUGGGGUCAUCACAGCUAAUGAUCCCUGUUGCGACGACGAAGACGAAACUCCGACAAAACCUAAGUCGAAUCCCGGGAAGGAGAAUGUCGGUAGCAAGGGCAGUAGCAGUCGCGGUACUCCUGGCUCUGGAGUGAGACCACGCAGCAGCAGCACGCCUCGAAAGCGCGUUAUAAGCGAUGAGCACUGGAGGAUAAAUCGUAGCACUGCGAAGACUACCACGCCCAAGCGACCGCCCCCUAAGAAGAUAUCAGUUUACACGAGUAACGAGGAACUGCUGGCUCGGCAGGGAGGAACGAAAAAGGACGUCAAAAGGGAUGAUAAAACGAAGCCAUCCCCAUCUCCUCGAAGUGCUGGGAAAUUUGGAGCUAGUCAUGUCUCUCCAUUAUCCAACAGAGAGCAGAGAAAAGUGAGAUCCCCACGCAACGUUGAUAAUGAGAAGGGCACAUCACACAGUAAAACAUCGUCUUCUGCCUCACGUUCAUUGGAUGCAGACGUCCAUCAGAUGAACGAAGAGCUCGAGUCAUCAGAGACAAAGAUGAGACGGACUACGCCGCCACCAGAAGUCGAAUGGGAGGCAAGCGAAGCUGACUUUUCCGAACUGUCGAGGAGACGUGCGCGAGGGGUUCCCUAUAAACAGCGUGGCCCUGUAAAACCUCCAAAAGGGGGCAUCUUUGCGCACGUACUUGACGAGUCGAGGAAGGUGUUCGUGAAGCCAGAACCGCCAAAGCCACCAAAGCCUGUCGCUACCCCCUACCGUCCCGCCAAAAUUGAGGCAUGGCUGUCCGACACUCUCGACCCAUUUGCAGAAGAUGUUGAACCAUCUGUCGAGGUUCCUGCACCCUUGAACCCGAAACCAACCAAAUCAAGGCAGUCAUCUAGGCGAAACACGGUCCAUGAAGUUAUUGACUCAAACUCUCGCUCAGAUGACGAUUCCAGGGGGAAAGGCAGUCACACCCGGCGUAUGAGUGACAAGGGGAAUUCACCCAUUACCAAGAGUGAGCACUCGUCGGACGAAAAGAGAGAAUCAAGGGAGCGGGCAAAGAAGUCCCCUUCGCCGCCCAGCGUGAAAAGAUCGGAUACCGGCAAAAGCAAUAAUCAAUCCAACGAAGUGAAGGAAAAUGCCGUCGCAUCGCAGGAGGCUAAUCCUGAGUCUUCUGAUACGGAAAAUAUACUCUCAGAUGGGUCUGAAGUAUCUGGAACCAACCCGCCUGUUCCACUUGGUCUGAAACGACCCUUUCCCAGUACGGGGGUUCACCGACUCUCAACCAUAGUCUCAGUCGAGACGCUGAGUUCUCUGGACCGCGAGCCGCCACAAGUGCCCCAGUCAGAUGGACCAUCAGAACGGCGUGAGCCGGCUACCAUUAAUCAACCUGCGGGUGAAGAUGCGGAGGAAAGAGAUCAGUUCGACACCGAUUCUCUCCCUGGGGUUCCUUCAAAAUUGAAGAGACGACUUACAACCCAUGAAGACCUCAUGACAGUACUGUCUGCUCCAAGAAGUCAAACCAGGAGUAUUCGAUCUGCCAGAAGCGUUAGAACAAACAAAAGCCGCUUGACUGCAACAAACGUCGGUGACUUACUACAAGAACUAUCUACAGAUGAAGCAAAAUACAUGCGUGAACUAAAGACCUUGGUUGGAGGAGUCAUUCCAGUGCUCUUGACCUGCGUACUUUCCAAAUCCGACUCAGCAAUUGCAGCUGGUCUCUUCAGACCGUCUAUGGACCCCAAGGAUGAUGUCAAUUUUACCAAACCGAUAGUCGAUAUGGGCGUUACCCUGGAGCGACUGAAGGCGUUGCAUAAACGGAUUCCACAAGACAAUGUGGAGUCACUCCUUCAUUGGGCUCAAGGAGCCCAAAGGGUCUAUCGGGAAUACCUCAGAGCCUGGAGGCUCGGGUUUAGGGACGUGAUAGUGAAUCUGGCUCCGCAAGAAGAAGGCAAGGAUUCGAGUAACUCAGACACAAAAAGUUUAGAUGAAGGCAUGGCGCGGGAUGAGAAUGGCGACGUAGUGGGUAGCGAUGGUGAGAAGGUCGAUGUCGCGUACCUCCUCAAGCGACCACUUGUACGACUGAAAUAUCUCGCAAAGACACUCAAAGGAAUUAGCAUACUUCAGCCAUCCCCGAAGGCCGAAGAAAUAGCCGUUGCCUACCAGGAUAUCGUUACAGAAGCUCGCCGACGCGCGCGAGAAGAACGGGCCAGGCUUGAGGAUGAAUCGGCCGCCAGCGUCGAUGCAACGCGUGCUCGCGAUCCAAUGACCAUGGGCGUGAUGACGGACGUGAUUGUAGACAGAACUCGACGCGUCCGGGCGCGAGAUUUCUUCAACUUGUCACUGUACCACUCGACGGGGCAGGUGGUUGAUUGUCGUGCAGAGCUCCUCCUAAGAGACAACCUUCCGGAAAACGGCCCCGGGGGUGACCUUCUCAUUUGCGAGAUCGAUCACAUGGACCGCUGGUUGCUGUUUCCCCCGAUCGAACUGGGAUGCGUCAGCGCUCGGCAUGGUGACACUAGAGGUGAACUUGUCGUGAUGUUGCGCAGUGCUCCCGGGCAGGAGACAAACUGGCAAGAAUUGCUGUCCCUUCAGAUCGACGAGGAAGGCAUUGCGCAUGAAUGGGCCCAGAUGUUGCCGGCAGACCCCGUUCCUCCAGCGAUCUGUAGAUCCCCCAGUUUCAUCGAUCGAGCCAAGCAGCGGCAGCGUGCGCAAUCGACCUCGAAGGAUGGAAUCCUGAGCCAGAAAACCCCAGCCAGUACCAGUGAUGUUGAUAUCCCAAUGGGCGAGAAGAAAACCGUACUCGGCUCUGCGGGAGAUUCACUGGCCCCGGAUGCACAAGCUUCUGAGCCAAGCAGUGUUGUUGGCUGCUCGUUGGCGACAGAGUCGAAGACUUCUUCGUUGCACACUGCAAUUACCCGAGACUCAGACUAUACACAAGGUAUCUUGGAAACUCCGAUCAAGCUUUCUGGUCCGCCUCUUCCCUCUGUGAUGUCAUCUCAAUCUCCCAGUGAUGGGAAGACACCGACUCUUAAGAGGACCAAGGCGAAGAGGAUUUCGCGUCUCGGAGAACCCUCGCCACAGGCAAACGCCGCACAGAAUCAUGCUAGUCCUGAUACACCGGACGCUGAGAACGCCUCCCCCACCACUGGCGGCAGAUUUUACAAUGAGGCGAAACACCAUGAAUGGACUAGUACUCCUGCGCCGAGCAAGCCUCCUAAAGAACAGCAGCAUGUUGGUGCGAUGCCGGUUGCGAGUGACCCUUACAACAGACGUCCUCCGCGUGUGUCAUGCGUUCCGUCGAUGGAACUGCCUAAUAUCCCAAAGCUAAGGACUGGGGGUAGCCCAUCCCCCUCGCUUGGGUCUCCCAGCGAUGUGUCAGAUGAAGAUGAUGAGUUCCUGGACGACCCAGGUAAUCCACUCGAUGCAGGAGAGGCUCCUGCUCCACCUCCUCAUCGUACCCCGAGUUCUGCAAACCGUGGUUACUUGGAUGUUCCCACUAUCAGCUCAAGUGGUGGACGACUUAAGCGGCAUGGCUCAUCUCCCCUCAAACACGAAUAUGAACCGUCAACGGCUUCCGACUCCUAUUGUUCCGAUACAUCAACUGUGCGACACUACGGUCUUGAUGAUUCUUCUUCAUUCUCAUCCAGCUAUUAUACAGAGACCGAUUCCGAAUAUGAAACCGGCUCCGACUCUGAUGAUGACGCCCGAUCGCCGGUUGACACUCGUGGUGCUUCCAAACCAAAACCAGAGUUGGAAAAUUCUUCUAUUCUCCCAUCCGUCUCCAGCAGCAGUCUCACGCCCACAAAGUCCGAGUCCCAAGCCGCCUAUAGGGCCGUUCCUACCCAGCCCUCAAAAGCGUCGAGGGCUCUUGCUUCGGUCUUUGCGUGGUCCGAUACGGGCUCUUGGUCUAGUCUAUCCCCUGAAGAAUGUAUCAUCAUUAUCAGCCCUGGGCUCAUUGAAGUCUUCGAGGCGAACGAUAGUGCACUCCCAUCUGACAAAGAUGGUACAGGCUCCAACAGAGGGCAGCCACUUGUCGCUCUGGAAUUGACACCACUCGUUCCCAUGCGGCGUGGAACGGCUAUCGACAUCAGUGUUCGCUCCCCUCCUACUCAACGAUCCAAGAUAACUUCAAGUAACAACAUCAUGUUUCGGUCACGUAACACGGAAGAGUGUGACGCCUUGUACAGUCUAAUCAACCAGGCGCGCAUCAGCAAUCCUACAUACAUCGCCCUUCAGAAUGCUCGAGGACCUUUCGCUGACCAGCCUUCGACUUUCGACUCCUCGGACAAUAAAACAGGAGGACUGUUUGGCUGGCCACGACGCAGGAAGAGCUACCGUGCUUCUCCCAAUGCUCCUCGGUCGUCCGCCGAUGUAUCCGAAAGCAGCGUUGGAACCAUGAGCAGUGCCUUCUCCGCGUUGAAGCGGUUCGGUGCCGGAAGCAAGAUGUUUAGUAUUGCGCGAUCAUCAGUUACGUCCAAGACUGGUGACAAAGGAGAAAGCUCUUAUUCAAGUUCUUCUCCGACAUCCGGCAUUGGAAGGAUAGCAGCUGCCAUCCGAGGCGCAGACGGAAUUGGUCUCUCCAAUGCCAAAAUCCGACUCUAUGCCCGCGAGAGCAAUGCUAAAUGGCGCGAUAUGGGAGCAGCCAGAUUGACAAUUAUGCCGGCAUCGUCAUCCUCUGAUUCUCGUCAUGGAGAUAUAUCUUUUGGUAGGAACACCCACUCGGCUGACGGCCCUGAUUCUGGGUCUCCAUCUGGAUCCGGUGCCUCUUCACCCCGCCCCGAAUCCGAAUCCACCAAGCGUAUCCUCAUCCGUGGCAAAACGCGCGGCGAAGUUCUCCUCGACGUCUGUCUGGGUGAGAGUUCCUUUGAACGGGUCGCGAGAACCGGUAUCGCCGUUUCUGUCUGGGAAGAAAAUGAAGGCGGCGCCCCCGCUAAACAACAAGGUGGUGUGACCGUAGGCGCUUACAAGAUCUAUAUGAUCCAGAUGAAGAGUGAAGCCGAGGCAGCAUAUACCUUUGGCCUUGUGGGUAAGCUCAGGUAUUAA
This is a messenger RNA of Monascus purpureus, 5184 nucleotides long. The record is from the annotation of a GenBank genome assembly. NCBI's taxonomy places the organism in Eukaryota, Fungi, Ascomycota, Eurotiomycetes, Eurotiales, Aspergillaceae.